This is a messenger RNA of Lathyrus sativus (Indian pea), 564 nucleotides long. NCBI's taxonomy places the organism in Eukaryota, Viridiplantae, Streptophyta, Magnoliopsida, Fabales, Fabaceae. The record is from the annotation of a GenBank genome assembly.
AUGCCUUCCACUCAUUUCCUCACUUUCUUCUUCUUCUUUCUCCUCUCUUCCAACACCAUCACUUCUGAUUUUGUUCGUCCUAUAGACCGCAAAUUGUUUGACCUACACAAGAAAGAAAAGCUAAGUCAUUUCAAAUUCUAUUGGCAUGACAUAGUAGGUGGAAAAACCCCAUCUUCAAUCAUGGUUGUUCCACCACCUUUGAAACUAAACACAACCACUGGUUUUGGCUUAGUUCGCAUGAUUGAUAAUCCUUUGACUUUAGGACCACAGUUGAGUUCCAAACUUGUUGGAAAGUCUCAAGGCUUCUAUGCUUCUGCAUGUCAAGAUGAGGUUGGUUUGCUUAUGGUUAUGAAUUUCGGUUUCGUCGAAGGAAAGUAUAAUGGGAGUAGUAUAUCUAUCUUGGGGAGGAAUGCUGUUUAUGAUAAGGUUAGAGAGAUGGCUGUUGUUGGUGGGAGUGGACUCUUCAGAUUUGCUAGAGGCUAUGCUCAAGCUACUACUUACUCGUUUGAUCUUAAAUCUGGAGAUGCUGUUGUUGAGUACAAUGUUUAUGUUUUUCACUAUUGA